Messenger RNA from Salvia miltiorrhiza (redroot sage), 1185 nucleotides. RefSeq names its product polygalacturonase-like. Gene Ontology annotation, biological process: carbohydrate metabolic process. The record is from RefSeq and is a predicted model, not a curated record. Gene Ontology annotation, molecular function: polygalacturonase activity. Lineage: Eukaryota; Viridiplantae; Streptophyta; Magnoliopsida; Lamiales; Lamiaceae. The transcript is spliced from 4 exons. The coding region runs from base 1 to 1185 and encodes 394 amino acids.
AUGCCCAAAUUUCCUACAUUUUUCCUAGCGCUGAUCGCGACAUUGCAGACGUGCAAUGCGGCACUAUAUAACGUAGUCGAUUUCGGUGCGAAGGCCGAUGGCAAGACGGAUUCGUCAUCGGCCUUCCUCGGGGCUUGGGCGGCCGCGUGCGGCUCGAACGAGGAGCCGACCGUGUACGUUCCGCCGGGGACGUUCUUGGUGAACUCGAUAUCGUUUGACGGAUCAUGCAAGAUGAGAAUGCAGCUCAAAAUAUCUGGAGUCAUUGUAGCUCCAAAUGAUUACAAAUCUUUUCUCUCUAAUCAAGCUUGGAUAGAAUUCAAAUAUGUGAGUGGUUUAUCGAUUGGUGGUGGCGUUAUUGAUGCUAGAGGGUCAAGUUAUUGGGCAUGUAAAAGAGGUCGAGAUCAAGCGAAUUGCCCCUUUGGAGCAAGGUCGUUCUCGUUCCAAAGUUGCAAUGACGUGAUAAUUAGUGGUUUGAAAUCGCGCAACAGCCACGCAGUGCACGUUUUUAUUAACGGAUGCAAUAAUAUCACAAUGCAAAAUCUAACAAUUGUCGCUCCGGGCGAUAGCCCUAACACCGACGGAAUCCACAUCGGGAAUUCGAAUGUUGUUAGGGUCAUCAAUAGUGUCAUCCACACCGGCGAUGAUUGUAUCUCCAUCGGCCCCGGCUCGAGGAAUAUGUCGAUGGAGAACAUCGUGUGUGGCCCCGGUCACGGCAUAAGCAUUGGAAGCAUGGGAGGCAAUCCAAACGAAGACGGAGUCGAACACAUCGUCGUUAACAAUUCUAAAUUUACAAACACGGACAACGGCGUUCGGAUUAAAACAUGGGCUAAACCGAGCAACGCCUACGCUAGAGAUAUUGUCUUCGAAAAUUUGGUAAUGGAAGAUGUUGCAAACCCUAUAAUCAUCGAUCAAGAGUAUUGCCCGGAGAAGAAUUGUCCAAAAGGGAACUCCGGCGUGAAAGUGAGCGAUGUUGUUUUCAACAACAUCGGGGGCACGUCGCGGAGCCAAGAAGCGUUGGCGUUGAUCUGCAGCUUGACGAAGCCAUGUGAAGAGAUCAAAUUGCAGAAUAUAAAUCUAAGUUAUAUGGAUCAAAUGAGGAAGAAGCAGCUUGCAACUUCAAGGUGUCAAAAUGCACGAGUAAUUAGGGAUGGUGUUGUAAUUCCAGAUUGCAAGGAAGGAUCAUAA